GCGUGUCGGGCGUGGUGACGCAGGACGCGCAGCGCGCGGGCGGUCCGCGCAGGGCGCGUGCGCGGGGCCGGGUGCGGCUGUAGGUGCAGCGGGGCUGGUGCUGCGGGACUGCGCGCGCCAUGUCGGGGCGCUCGGUGCGGGCCGAGACCCGCAGCCGCGCCAAGGAUGACAUCAAGAAGGUGAUGGCAGCCAUCGAGCGCGUCCGCAGAUGGGAGAAGAAAUGGGUGACCGUGGGCGACACAUCCCUGCGGAUAUUCAAGUGGGUGCCAGUGGCGGACAGUAAGGAGAAAGAGAAAUCCAAAUCGAGUAGCAGCGCAACCCGAGAAUCCAAUGGCUUCCCUGCUGACAGCUCUGCCAACUCCUCCCUCCUUCUGGAGUUCCAAGAUGAGAACAGCAACCAGAGCUCCCUGUCUGAUGUGUACCAGCUCAAGGUGGACAGCAGCCCCAACUCCAGUCCCAGUCCUCAGCAGAGCGAGUCCAUGAGUCCUGCCCACACGUCUGAUUUCCGCACAGACGACUCGCAGCCUCCCACCCUGGGGCAGGAGACUCUGGAAGAGCCCUCCCUGCCUUCCUCAGAAGUGGCAGAUGAGCCUCCCACUCUCACAAAGGAAGAGCCGGUCCCCCUUGAGACUCAGGUAACUGAAGAGGAGGACUCUGGUGCACCACCUCUGAAGAGAUUUUGUGCUGAUCAGAACUCUGUGUGCCACACGGCCUCGGAGAGCUAACCUGCCUGGCACAGCACCUUCAUCAACCCCUUGCAGAGCCACCUGGCCCCCCCAGGACCAGCACUUCCCUCCAGCCUGCCGCUUCCCCAGUGUCGGGGCUCCCACCACUCACAUCAAGUGCACCCUGCCCUGCCCUGCCCGACGGAUGGGGCUGCUGCCAGUACCUGCAAAUUUGCCUCUAUUUAUUGGCUCCCUCUCUCCCUGCUUCCUGCCCUAGAGCUGGAGGGUCUCCACUGGGUGGGUUGCAUGUGUGGGGGGUUUCUCCAUGGGGCUCCUUGCUCUCCAUGGUCCCCAGGACACUGGCAGAUGCUGUUUGCCUGCUUGUGGCUCCUCUGCCUGCCCUUCCCCUGGGUGCUGGAACAGGAGAGCCACCUUCUACAUGCUCCGGGUGAUGUGUCCACUGGGCUAUGGGAGCAGUGUGGAGUGGUGAGUGUGCGGAGUAGUGAGGGGAGGGCGGCAGGGACCCACUGGGACGCUGUGCAAUAAGCUGCUAGUUAAGCCAUUCGUACUGGGAGAGAGAGGAGCACUUUACCCUCCCAGAGGGCAGGUACUGACCGGCCUUAGCUCUGCCGCGGGGCACAACUCCAGCCGGGUGGAAUCUGCAGUCCCUCGGAAGCCGGCAGAGGAUGGAGAGCCGCUUGCCCUGUGCCGAGGGCUUUGCCCCGGCCUAGGUACCAGCUAUCCCCAGGAUGGGGAGGAAGCUGCGGGGUGCUGGAGCCCCCGGGAAGCGCUCCUGCCAUGGGGCUCUGCCGCCCCCCAAUACCCGCUGCUUCCUCCCCCCCCCCGCAGCCCCACUCUCUCCCCGCUGCCACUGCAUGUCCCGCCGAGUCCGUGAUCGAGCCUGGUGAAGCUGGAGGCGCGGCCGCGUGUGGAAGUGGAAAGUUAUUUUAGCACUGAAUAGAAUAUUUUUGAAAUUAAACUUUGAAAUACAGAUGCAGAACACGAUGUCGGCCGCCCCCGGCCGGGUGGGGAGGGGCGAUGCGGAAGGAGAAGGGUAGGGAAGUUUCUGCUAGAUGGGGCCCGGUGCCGGCAGUCACCGCCUGCCGUGCGCACGAUGCCGGCCGGGAGGGCGGUUCCCCGGGAAGUUCGGUCAGCGCCCGGUCCCCGUUCCCCCCACCUUCUUCCCUGCCGGUGGCCGGCGCUGUCCGGAGUUGGUGAGGGGCGGCCCCGAGCCGAGGCGGCAGCAGCUCCCAGCGGAGCCGGCUCGGGGCAGGUGGGAGGGAAGAGCAGCCCGGGGCGGCACCUCCGCCCUGUGCAGCGGUUCCGACCUCGGCCCCGCCCCGGGCUCUGACCGCUCCGCGCUCGCGCCUUUCCGGGGGACUCUGCUCGCGGCUCCUCGCUGUCAGGGACCGCGGGGGCCGGGAGAAAUCCGGCGCGGCUGCGGGACCUGGGAUGUGCUUUGGACGUGACUUCAGGGCAGUACCAGAGCGUCCCAACAAUUUCCAUAAUUAACCGGCGGCCUCCGCACCAGCCCACUCAGACCUGACUGCUCCUGCAAUAAAUUAUUUUAAUUUUGA
Cinclus cinclus is the source of this 2242-nucleotide messenger RNA. RefSeq names its product BAF chromatin remodeling complex subunit BCL7B (gene BCL7B). The record is from RefSeq and is a predicted model, not a curated record. NCBI's taxonomy places the organism in Eukaryota, Metazoa, Chordata, Aves, Passeriformes, Cinclidae. Bases 120 to 725 code for a protein of 201 amino acids. The transcript is spliced from 6 exons.